UGCUAUCAAAUGGAAAGCACCGAUUGAUAAAUAAUAUCUGUGCAUCCUGGCUACGUUUCUGAACGCAGUCCUGUGCAAACGCAGGAUCUGGCAUCUGGCAGGAUCGAAUGAAAAUGGCCGUGACAGUCGCGUAGACGCAGAGAGGGGCCUUUUAUUUUAUCUUCGAGAAGGCAAAAUUGUUUGAUUGUAUAUCUCGAACUGGUACGAGUACGGCGACGAAAGUUCCUCUUGAAUCUCGGAAAGUGAUCGCAAGUGUGUUGUGUGAGUCAAAAUGACCGAAGAAGCGCAACAAUCCGAGAGUACUGCGCAAAACGACAGCUGUUCGGUGCAGAACGACACGCAGACCAAUUCGUCGGAAGUCGGAAAAACUAAGGAUAAUAAAAAAGAAAAAUGUCGUCCCAUAACGAAGGUGGUGAUCAGAAGACUGCCUCCAACAAUGACUCAGGAUCAAUUCUUAGAACAAGUCUCUCCAUUACCGGAACAUGACUAUAUGUACUUUGUGAAGGCUGACAUGUCUCUCGGGCAGUUCGCAUUUUCUCGAGCUUAUAUUAAUUUCAUGGAGCAGCAAGACAUUUUCAUGUUUCGAGAGAAGUUUGACAACUACGUCUUCGUAGAUUCUAAAGGAGUGGAAUAUCCCGCAGUAGUGGAAUUUGCGCCUUUUCAAAGAUUACCAAAGAAACGAGCAGGCAAGAAGAAAGAUCUCAAAUGUGGCACCAUCGAGAGUGACUCGUAUUACAUAAGCUUCUUAGAGAAUUUAAAAAAUCAAGAAAUUGAUUCGAGUGUAGCCCAAUCGAAAACCGAAUAUUCUUACCAACCACCAGACAACACAGUGAAGAAGAUCAUGACAACUCCACUGCUCGAAUAUUUGAAACUUCGUAAGCAGGAGAAACAACGUCUUAGGGAUGAGAAACGUGAGGAAAGGCGACGAAGGGAUAUGGAAAGGCGGAGAACCAAAGACGAUCCUGUUAUCUCUAAGGUUUUAAGGAAUCCGGAUCUGGAUAAAGAAUCGAGUAAAGACGAUAAAGAGAAUAAAGAAGAGAGAGAUAAACUUUCACCGAAGGAGCUGAAAAAUAGAAACAAAAAAGACGAUAAAAUAAGAGAAAAACCAAUGCGAGAUCGAGAAAUUAAACCUAUCAUUAAGGGGUAUAGAGAGCGAAUUGACGAUAGAAAUAAGGAAAGAGAGGUUAAACAACGGCGAUACGAUGAGAAAAAGCCUUAUGGAAGACGCGAUGAUAGAGAGGAGAGGAGAAUCGAUCUCCGAGACGACAGGAGGUACGAGAUAAAGGAAGAGUUUAGGGAGUCCAGAGACAGAAAGGUGGAGGAAAGACGUGGGAAAAGUUACGAAAAAAUGAGACAAGAGAAAAAGAAGUUGGCGGAGACGAAAAAACAGAUUGCUGAUGCUAAUGGAGACGAUACAAAUUCGAAGAAAGCCAAGGAGGAACACGAUAUUUUACAGGAAAGGGAAAAUGAAAAUGGCAAAGAGUCUAUCUAUAAUGGAGAUGACUUGAGGCAUGCCAAAGACAACGAAUGUGAGCAACGUAAUACUGCCGAGGAUAGAGUAACGGGGACAGACGCGAUACAAAAUUGCCGGGAUAGUUUGGAAGAAGGAAAGGAUUCAGUCAAUGCAGAUGCUAACGAUGAAGACGAUUCCAAAGAUAAAGAAUCAAAAGUUGUAAAGAGACGUAAUUCCCUUGAAAGUGGUGGCGAAGGCGGCGCAGGUGAUGGCAACUGUUUACGACGUCACAAGUCGUUAGAUGGAGGAGGCCAAAGUAAUCUUCAGAAAAAUGAUAACGAGGAGAAAGAAAAAGACAAGAAAGAUCCACGAUUGGAGCGUAGAAUACGAAAUAAGGAUCGCCCGGCGAUGGAGAUUUAUAGACCUGGUAUGGGCAAGUUUAGCAAACAGCGGCUUGAACGCGAGAAAUCUAGCGACGAACGUGCGUCCCUGUCGCAAAGUCCCACGCCAAACCCCAGCGCUUCCUCUACGACCGGCAAGUCUGGAAAAGUUGGUGCGACGGAAAUAUACAUCGAUGACGCUUUGACUUCUGCAUACAGCAGAUUUGUCAUGUAUAAUUUUCCUUGUACUGUAUAAAACAUAUCGUCAUCUUUGCUGUAUGUAUUAUAAAAUGACUUUAUAUGUGUGUGAUGUGUUAGAUAAACAUUUCACAUAGGCUGAUUAUAUCGGUAUAUUUCACGAGUUUUUCUUCCCCCUUUUUAGACGCAGUUUUAUUACUGUAAUAUUAAAGAAUAAAUAAAUAAAUUACUUUUUUUCACAUUAAAA
Messenger RNA from Solenopsis invicta (red fire ant), 2278 nucleotides. RefSeq names its product regulator of nonsense transcripts 3A (gene Upf3). Gene Ontology annotation, molecular function: mRNA binding. The coding region runs from base 272 to 2089 and encodes 605 amino acids. Gene Ontology annotation, biological process: nuclear-transcribed mRNA catabolic process, nonsense-mediated decay; positive regulation of translation. Gene Ontology annotation, cellular component: cytoplasm; nucleolus. The transcript has 7 exons. The record is from RefSeq and is a predicted model, not a curated record. NCBI's taxonomy places the organism in Eukaryota, Metazoa, Arthropoda, Insecta, Hymenoptera, Formicidae.